AUGUCCAGUGUUAAGGUUGAGAUUGAUCGUUCAACAACGGACGGUACAUUUACCAAUUACGAUAUUAUCCAGGGUACGGUCACCCUAGCUGUUACCAAGGCAAUCACUUUAAACUGGAUCCAGGUCAAGAUAGAAGGAAUAUCAUCGACACAACUUUCUAUACCUCGAGAAAGAGAAUCUUUUGUAAAUAAUAGACAUCAACGUGAACGCAAAGAUAAGAUUUUUGUAGACCUACACAAAGUGCUAUAUGAUACGGUGAUUGUUUUCCCUCCAGAUAAUGUACGUCAGGUUAGUAAUGCUAAAGACUUCACUUUAGCUCCAGGGAACUAUUCAUAUCCUUUUGAGUUCAAGAUUCCUUUGCAUAAUUCGUGUGUAAAAAUGAGUGGAAUCACUAAUAAAGUACAAUUCAAUCCAAAGACAUUUGAUGUGAUUGUGAAUAACGGGAACUUCAAUACCACUUUUGUGCAAAAUAAAGCUAAUCAAUUUGUUAAUGAUCUUGUCACCGGCAAUUCAAAAAGACCCCAUUAUCUUCCGCCGCAACAAAUGCAACAACACUAUCACAUCACUUCGCAAUUGCCUCCUUCACUUUCAGGAAUCGGCUCAUUUGCCAAUGUGAAAUACUUUAUCAAAGUGACUUGUAAAAAGUCGUCAAUUUUCAAAGCUAACCUUAGGGCCUACGAUCCGUUUAUUUUCCUACCUUUGGAUCUAGAUAUGCAAAAUCGACCAUUGUUAGGUCUUAAUGGUCAACACCAACAAUAUGAUGUAGAUUACAAAGAAGCAUUUGCUAGGAAGCAGUUGGUUUUCAAGAAUAGAAUACCAGAGAUUGUGGGUGUUGAGCUAAGUAGGCCCCAGAAGAAACCACCACCAUCACUACAACAACAACAACAGCAGCAGCAGCAGCAGGAGCUACAACAACAACAACAACAACAACAGCAAACACUAACUGUUUCAAGAAAACAAGGAUUUUUACUGAGACUUUUUGGUGGCACGGAUACCUCUUCUUCUUCUUCUUCUUCUACUUAUCCACAACCUCCAAUAAACCAUGGAAAACAAAGCAGGAAAAGUAUACCGGAGAUUCGUUCAAAAGAUGUUCCGUUUUCAUUUGAAAUCAGGUUUCGACAUCCUGCAUUUCUAAUACCUACUAAACCGCCAUCGUUUAGAUUGUACCUUAUUUCACAUCUAGACCCGCAACGGUAUACUUUGGCAGAGUAUGGACGGCCAAAAGAGUCCAAUGGGUUGGGAGUCAUAUAUAUGCAGAGUUUAACAGUCACCUUGACUUCAACUACCAUUAUAUCUGUUGUUGAGAACGAUGGAGCAUCAAAUGAAUAUCAUAUGGGCCAGCACGAAGAAGUCAUAACUAUUUGUAGCAAUAAGUAUCAGAAUUUGAAGUUUGAUUUGAUGCAUGGUCAAUUAAAUAGAAAUGCAUCAAAUAUGAACUCGCCUGGACCAAUGUAUGAAAUUGAAGUGCCCAGAAAGUAUUUCGAUAAUUGUAUAUUACCGGAUCAUUUAUCACCCAGUUUCAAGACUUGUAACAUAACCAGGAGGUACCAUUUGAGUAUAGUUGGUGGAUUCUCAUGCGAGCAGAUCAAUGACUUUGGGUCGAAAAAGGAAGUUUCCAAAAAGCUAAAAUAUGUAGAUUUGCAAUGUUCAAAUAUCAAAGUUCUUAGUGGGUUGCAUAUGACAGACACAUUACAUUCAAACGCCUCAAAAUCUUCCAUACCUCGGGUAUCCAAUUCUUCGCAAUUGUCGAUACCAAAAUUGCCCACACCGCCGCCUACAUUACCAUUGCAGAGCAAGGAAAAGCAAUAUUCACAUAACUCGAUAAGUCCAGUAAACAAUGCAACUGGCGGUGCUAGUGGGCUUGACAAGAAUGGUUCAGAGGAACAUUCUUUGGAAGUGGAUGCACAAGUUGUCGAGAAUGUCCAAUUGCCAACUUAUGAAGAAGUUGUUUUGGAGAGUUCGUAUCAGGACGAUAGUGAGCACCAAAGAGCUCGUAGACGGUACCAGCAACAUGAACAGUAUUAUUAUAAUCUAGAAUAA
Lodderomyces oxycetoniae is the source of this 2040-nucleotide messenger RNA. RefSeq lists its product as uncharacterized. The coding region runs from base 1 to 2040 and encodes 679 amino acids. Gene Ontology annotation, biological process: ubiquitin-dependent endocytosis. The transcript has a single exon. Gene Ontology annotation, molecular function: ubiquitin protein ligase binding; protein-macromolecule adaptor activity. The record is from RefSeq and is a predicted model, not a curated record. Lineage: Eukaryota; Fungi; Ascomycota; Pichiomycetes; Serinales; Debaryomycetaceae. Gene Ontology annotation, cellular component: cytoplasm; cytosol.